This is a messenger RNA of Symbiodinium pilosum, 573 nucleotides long. The record is from the annotation of a GenBank genome assembly. NCBI's taxonomy places the organism in Eukaryota, Dinophyceae, Suessiales, Symbiodiniaceae.
AUGGAUGGCAGCGACUGCUACACGCAUUCAGGCAGCAAGGGCUGGCAGGAGCAGUCACGUGCAGCACUGUUCGACUACAGCAAGUACGAGGUGCUGCGGUUCCUCCUCUCCAACCUGCGUUGGUGGCUCGAGGAGUACGGCUUCGACGGCUUCUGCUUCGCAGGCGUCACGAGCAUGCUGCCCCUCGGCCCAUUAAAGUGGGAGAAGGGACAAGUGGUGGUGGUGAAGGGGGAGUCGUCCGGGAUGCCCACGCUCUGCCGGGCUGUGGAGGAUGGCGGCUUCGGCUUCGACUACUGCUUGGCAGUCUCCAGCCCAAAGAUGUGGACAAAGAUGCUCCAGGAGCCAGACGAAGCCUGGGACGUGAGCCAUUUGGUCCGGUCCAUGAAACAGCGCUUCAAGGAGCCACGCAUCGCCUACGCUGAGUCUCACGACCAGGCCGCCACGGAGUUCAAGACUCUUAGCAGCUGGUUGAUGGGCGAAGAGCUUCGAAGCGAGAAAAGCAGUGACGUGACAGAACGUGGCUUGGCCCUCCACAAGAUGAUCCGCCUCGCGGUCCUGGGCCUCGGCGGCGAG